Messenger RNA from Lathyrus sativus (Indian pea), 4518 nucleotides. Lineage: Eukaryota; Viridiplantae; Streptophyta; Magnoliopsida; Fabales; Fabaceae. The record is from the annotation of a GenBank genome assembly.
AUGGACGGAAAUUCGCAAAACAAUUAUACAGGUGGCUGGAAUAAUAAUAAUAAUAAUAUUCCAUCCACUAAUUAUAGUCAGGGACUAAUUCCUCAUGGUAGUGGUCCUCGUGCCUUUACUGAUAACUGGCACAUACCACAUCAAACGCCGAUAUACUAUGCUGAUAACCAGCACAUACCACAUCAAACACCAACAUACUAUCCUGAUAACCGGUACAUACCACAGCAAGCUCCGACACAGUUUGUUGAUAACAGGAACUUACCACAUCAAGCUCCGACACAGUUUGUUGAUAACGGGAACUUACCACAUCAAACACCAACUGAUAAUAGGCACAUACCACAUCCAAUGCCGACACACUAUGCUGAUAAUAGGCACAUGCCACAUCAAACACCAACAUGCUAUCCUGAUAACCGUUACAUACCACAUCAAGCUCCGACACAGUUUGUUGAUAACAGGAACUUACCACAUCAAACACCAACUGAUAAUAGGCACUUACCACAUCCAACGCCGACAUACUACGCUGAUAAUAGGCACAUACCACAUCCAACUCUGACACACUAUGCAAAUAACACGCACUUACCACAUCCAAUGCCGACACACUAUGCUGAUAACACACACUUGCUACAUCAAAGGCCGGAACACUAUGCUGAUAAGAGGGACUUGCCACAUCCAACGCCGACACACUAUGCUGAUAGCAUGCACUUACCAUCUCAAAUGCCGGCUCACUAUGCUGAUAAGAGGCACUUGCCACACCAAACGGUGGAACACUGUACUGAUAACAAGCACUUGCCAUCUCAAACGCCGGCACACUAUGCUGAUAAGAGGCACUUGCCACAUCAAACGGUGGAACACUGUACUGAUAACAAGCACUUGCCAUCUCAAACGCUGGCACACUAUGCUGAUGAGAGGCACUUGCCACAUCAAACAGUGGAACACUGUACUGAUAACAAGUACUUGCCAUCUCAAAUGCCGGCACACUAUGCCGAUCAGAGGCACUUGCCACAUCAAACGGUGGACUGUACUGAUAACAAGCACAUGCCUCAUCAAUCUCUGGUACACUAUGAAGAUAAAAUGUGUUUGCCACAUCAAAAGACAAAAGACUUGGCUGAUAAAAUGCACUUACCAAAUCAAAAUCCAGAAGAUUGUGCUGUUAACAAGUGCUUACCGCAUAAAACACCAGAUCACAAUGCUGAUAAGACGAAGUUACCUCAGCAAACGUCAGAAGCCUAUGCCGAUAAGAGGAAGUUACCUCAUCAAACGUCAGAACACUCUUCAGGUAAGAAGCUCUUACCACAACAAACACCUAAAGACUCUGCUGAUAAGAAACUCUUACCACAACAAACACCUAAACACUAUGCUGAUAAGAAGCUCUUACCACAACAAACACCUUUACCACGAACACCUAAAGACUCUGCUGAUAAGAAGCUCUUACCACAACAAACACCUAAAGGCUCUGCUGAUAAGAAGCUCUUACCACAACAAACACCUAAAGACUCUGCUGAUAAGAAGCUCUUACCACAACAAACACCUAAAGACUCUGCUGAUAUGAAGCUCUUAUCACAACAAACACCUAAAGACUCUGCUGAUAAGAAGCUCUUACCACAACAAACACCUGAAGACUGUGCUAAUAAGAAGUGCUUACCACCACUUUUAUACUGUGAAAUUUGUGAUCUUAUUUUGAAUCCCAAGUCUUUGGAAAGUCAUAAUAAAGGAAAGAGGCAUCGAAGAAGGUUAUUAGAACUAAGUGAGCAAGCAACGAAACAUAAAACAUCAAGUGGAGAAAAGAUUGGACAUAGUCGAAGUUCUCAAAUUAGUAAAGAAGCCUAUGUUGAUAACAAAUGCUUACCUCAUCGAAUGUCAGAAAACUGUGCUGCUAAGAAGAACUUAACACAACAAACACCUGAAGUCUAUGCUGAUAAAAAGUGCUUACUGCAACAAACAUCAAAAGACUUUGCUAAUAAAAGGCCCCUACCACAUCAGAAGCCGAAAGCCGAUGCUGAUAACAUGUGCUUACCGCAACAAAGAGCAAAAGACUUUGCUAAUAAAAGGGCCUUACCACAUCAGAAGCCGGAAGCCUAUGGUGAUAACGAGUGCCUACCUCAUCAAAUGUCAGAACACUAUGCUGAUAAGAAUAACUCAUCACAACAAGCCCCUAAAGACUAUGCUAAUAAGAAGUGCUUAGCACCAAGGAUACAUUGUGAAAUUUGUGAUAUUAAGUUUGGUCCCAAGGAUUUGAAAGGUCAUAAUAAUGGAAAGAAACAUAAAAAAAGGUUAUCAAAGCUACGUGAGAAAUCAAUGAAACAUAAUACUUCAAAUGGAGAAGAGAUUAGACAUAUUCAAAGUUCUCAAGUUAAUCCAGUAGUUCAACCUAAGAAAGUUCCUGCUGAUGCUUCUAAAAGGAAACACGGGGAUCACACUGGUGCAAAGGAUUGCGAUUUCAAGGUAGAGAAUGUGAAAAAUGAAACUUCAAGUUUCAAGAAAACUAGAGUUCCAGUUGAAAUCUCUAAAAGGAAAGUCAUGGAUAACACCGAUGCCAAGGGUCAUGGUUUCAAACACGAGAUUGAAGGAGCAACAGGAGUUAAGUACAUGAAGAUGAAUGAUGGGACAGGAAGGUUUGUGAAGUCAUCAAAAAUUGAGGUCAAUGCUGUGUCGAAUUCGGUCAAAUCUCUAGUGCAAACACCUGAAAUAACACCACCAUCAGGGCACGUGGCUUCUUCUGAAAUAGCAACAGUCCUUGCUGAAAGAUCUAGUUUUGAGCUACAGUCUCAACAUGUCUCCGUCUCACUCUCUCAAGAGUCUAAAGGCAAAAAACAUUACAAUUUUCAAAAUACUACUGUAGAAAAGAAUGAUCAGCCACAAUCAACCCCAGUAGAGUUGAAUGCCUCAACAAGCUCUAAUGUUAUUGCCGAAACAGAAUAUGUAAGUUCUGAUUUUGCUGUAACAGCAACACCACAAGAUCCUGUGGCUUCUCAUGUAUUCACACCAGCAGCAGCAGCAGGAUCAAGUUGUGAACCCAAAAAUCAUGGUGAUUUACUGAGAGAAGUAACAGAAGCCAAAAAACAUCAUGAGGUUCAGAAAUGUGUAGAAAUUGUCGCUGAAGAUAAAUUUUCUGACUCUGGUGCAAUAGUAAUAGCACUACCACAAGGCCUUAUGACUUCUCAGGUACUCACACCGUCACCAGCAUCUCGAUCAAGAUUUGAACCUCCACUUCAAAUCAAUUCACAGAUCGAAGUAGAAGAAGGCACAAAACUCCACGAGGUUCAAAAUCAUAGUGUGGAAACAAAUGAUCAACCACACUCAAUAUCAAUGGAGUUCCACGUCACUGCAAGUUCUGAUAUUAAUACCUUGAUCGAAGGUUCAUGUUCUGAUUCUAUUGCUAUCGUAAUAGCACCACCACAAUCUCCUAUUGCUAAUGAAGUACCCCCACCAGUAGCAGUUAUACAGACCAAAAUGUCUGAUAGAAAAGUUCAUAAUGAGAUUCAGAAUCAUAUUGUUGAUUCAAAUAAUCAGCAACAUUCAAUCUCAAGGGAGUUGCACGACAUUGACGGUUCUAUGACAAACAACCAAACAGAAAUUGUGAAUUCUGACUCUACAGCGAAUUUUUUUUACAGAGAACCACUUUCAUCACUACUGCCAGGUGCAGCGGGGUCAAGUUUUGAGCCUGUUGAGAGCCAACAUCCUGCUGAGGAAUCAGAUAUUGAACUGCCACCACCUGUCUUAAUGGAGAUUGAUGGCGCUUUAGAGGACAGUGUUGAAACCAGAACUGAAGAUGGAAGUUCUCGAGUGGAAAUGGAGAUGGAUGUCGAUCUCUCCCCUGAAUCAGGGAAAACUAAGUUGCUCAAGGUGUCUGUUUGUCUUACGUGUGGCGAUGAAGGCUUUGAAGAGGCAAUAGUAUAUUGCAGCAAAUGUGGAGAUUAUGCAAUGCAUAGAUAUUGUUUAGCUGGUCCUGUGAUUUUUACCGACAAGGUUACUUGGUUUUGUGAGGAUUGUGAAAAAAUGGUAGUACAAGCAGAUCAUCAUAACAGUGAGACUCUAGAAUCAGAAAAAGACGAAGUUGUUUUUGAUCCGGAGCCUAUUGCUGAUCCAAUUUGGAGUAGUGGAAGUUUGCAGGUUUUCAACAAAAGCUUUGAUAAAAUCAGUGGACUAAUGGCCCAUUUGUCGACAUUAGCUUGCCCUAAAGUUCUUGAGGAGGCAAGACAUCUCCCUGAUGUGCUUUAUGCAAACUUGCUUCAAAGAUCAGCUAUGUGGCCAGAGAGUUUCAAGAAAUUUGGAACAAAUAAUCUGAGCAUUGGGCUCUAUUUCUUUCCUGAGAAUGAAAGUGUUGAGAGAUAUUAUGACAAGCUAGUUGAUGAAAUGAUUUCCAAAGAUCUUGCCAUUAGAGUCAUGGUUGAAAAAACUGAGCUUUUAAUUUUUCCUUCUACAUUGCUCCCAAGACAAUAUAAGAGGUUUCAUUCAAAGUAUUAUUUAUGGGGGACUUUUAGAAGAAAGCAUGCCUCAAGCACCAUGAAAGAUACAUGA